UGAUAAUAAUUUGGUAUGGCUACUGGUAAUAACAUUUCGAAACAAUGGAAGAAGAUAACAGUGUUGAGCAUUGAUGGAGGUGGGAUCAGAGGCAUCAUUCCUGCUACCAUUCUUGCUUCUCUUGAAUCCAAGCUUCAGGAUUUGGAUGGACCAGAUGCGAGAAUUGCAGAUUAUUUUGAUGUAAUUGCAGGGACAAGUACUGGUGGGCUGGUAACCACCAUGCUCACAGCUCCAAACAAGGACAAAAGACCUAUGUUCCAAGCAAAAGACAUCAAGAACUUCUAUUUAGAACACUGUCCCAAGAUUUUCCCACAGAAAAGUCGAAAUAACUUCAUUAGCUCGAUAACAAAUUUCUUUGGUGCGGUUAUGGGACCAAAGUACGAUGGAAAAUACCUGAAAGGACUGACAAAUGAGCUGCUAGGGGACUUGACCAUAAAAGAGACUUUGGCAGAUGUGAUUAUACCUGCUUUUGAUAUCAAACUUCUUCAGCCAGUCAUCUUCUCAACUGAUGAUGCGAAAGUUGAUGCUCUGAGAAAUGCUAGACUAGCUGAUAUCUGCAUCAGCACCUCUGCAGCUCCAACUUUCUUUCCAGCACAUUCCUUUACCAUCAAGGAUGAUCAAAGGACUCGCACUUUUGAACUCAUUGAUGGUGGGGUUGCAGCCAAUAAUCCUACAUUACUAGCAAUAAGCCACAUCCAGAAGGAGAUCUUAAUGGAGAACCCUUUGUUCAGUGAUGCAAAGCUGACGGAGAGCAAGAGCAUGCUAGUGCUAUCACUUGGAACUGGUGCAUCCAAGUUUGAAGAAAAAUACAAUGCAGCCACUGCAUCUAAAUGGGGUUUGAUCAAUUGGGUCUUUGACAAUGGCAAGACACCACUACUUGACAUUUUUUCUGAUGCUAGCUCAGAUUUGGUCGACUUCCAUGUCACCGCCCUUUUUCAGUCCCUCCAUUCCAAGGAUUAUUACCUCCGUAUUCAGGAUGAUGCGCUGAUAGGUGAUGCAUCAUCGGUUGAUGUCGCCACCAAAGAGAAUUUGCAAAGACUUGCGGAUAUUGGAAGUGAGCUCCUGAAGAAGACGGUGUCAAGGGUGAAUUUGGACAAUGGCAGGUUUAAAAAUAUUCCAGGGGCCCCUACUAACGAAGCUGCUCUAGCUAACUUUGCAAAGCUUCUCUCAGAGGAACGAAAGCACCGACAUGAUACACCAUCAACUGAAAGUUAGCAUCGGUUGAAAUAAAUAACUAUUUUCCAAAUAAUAAUAAUAAUAAUAAUAACGACGAAGAACGUCAUUAUGUAAGCUUAAAGAUAAAUUUAAUUAGCCUCAUGACUUAUGAAUACGCAGAUAAAUCU
Manihot esculenta (cassava) is the source of this 1343-nucleotide messenger RNA. RefSeq names its product patatin-like protein 2. The coding region runs from base 16 to 1215 and encodes 399 amino acids. Gene Ontology annotation, molecular function: monoacylglycerol lipase activity; glycerophospholipase activity. Gene Ontology annotation, biological process: lipid metabolic process. The record is from RefSeq and is a predicted model, not a curated record. NCBI's taxonomy places the organism in Eukaryota, Viridiplantae, Streptophyta, Magnoliopsida, Malpighiales, Euphorbiaceae. The transcript is spliced from 6 exons.